UCCAUUCAACACUUUAUCUCCCGUUGUAAAAAAAAAAAAAAAAAAAAAAGGGGAUCGUCAGCCGAUCGAAGGGAGUCUGCUGGCUCCCUGACGCGAGCCAAGAAUCUAUAGAUAUAUAGAACCCGAGACGGAAUCAUUGUUUUACGCUCUAAAGGACUUUUGUGAACGCUUCAGGGACGGUGGCAGUUUAUUUUCGGUACACCAGGAGCAGUGUGGUAGCCAGCUGUCCCAAAUUGAGUGUUUUCUGGCUUUGAUGCGACCCGAGUGUGCCUGGAGCAUGUCCACAGUGGGCCUGACUGCCCAGGAGACAUCUUUUCCCGUAGAACACCCCUUCCUGCGGGGCGGGUACUGUCGUCACAGCAUGGCCGGAUCCAAACCAUCGUGGAACUUUCGCCACGAGCUGGACUUCUACUUUAAUCUGAAAUCUGCACACGCAGAUCACAGCUCUCAUGGCCAGCAGAAGGGUCCGCCAACUCUAAGUUACGAGAGACACAAACACGGCUACAGCACACAGAAGUUACCUCCCAAGACGUCCCGGCCUUCCCACCUCUCCCUGUCCUGCGCCUCUGAACCCUCCACCCCAAGUCCGACCAAUGACGACCAGGUGGUCCCCUCAUUCCAAAGGCUCUCCGUGUGUAGCAGUCCGCCGCAGACCCCCGACAGGUGCUCCAAGCCUCUCCCCCCCAUCCCUGCGCACAGGAACAUGUCAGCCGAGCAGGCCGUGGACAACGAGGUGGAGUUUUUUCCCAGUGCGGACGAGAGCUGCUGCCUGGUAUCAGAUCAGUAUUCCAAACAUUUUCGUCACGGGGUUUCCGGUCGAAGGAGCUUCAGGGACUGCGGGCAGGACAACCUCGCUUACUACGAUGGACCCGUCGCGCCGCAACGCCCAAUGCCUCAGCAGCUGCCGCAUCCGGCGCAGCCGCCGCAUCCGGCGCAGCCGCCGCAUCCGGCGCAGCCGCCGCAUCCGGCGCAGCCCCCGCAGCAGGAAGUGAGUCAGGAGCAGCAAGUGGUCUGUCAGAGACCACAGGACAGAACUCAGAGGAAACUACGGCGUACUCAAUCUGGACCAGCCGGAUACAAACACUCUCAACUGCGCCUCCCCUGCCACUACACCGCGGACAGGUCGGCGGUUCCUCCCCCCGUCCCGCCGCGGACAAGCAAGACGGCGGACCCUCGCCGCUGGUCAGCCGAGGUGUCGUCCGGGGCGUACAGCGACGAGGACCGACCGCCCAAGCUGCCCCCGAGGGAGCCCUUCCGCACCCCCGGCCUCCCCAAGUACUUCAACGGCGUCAUGCCCGCGACCCAAAGCUUUGCACCGGACAAAAACUACGUCAGUCGGGGUUUACAGAGACAGAACAGCGAGGGCUCCCCUUGCAUCCUGCCUAUCAUAGACAAUGAGGGGAACAAGGACAGCAACACUCACUACUACCUUCUGCCGGAGCGGACCAACUUUGUGGCCUACCCUUGCCCGGAAAAGCUACUGCAGGCCAUGGGAAGCCCGUCGGCUCGCAAGGCGGACGUAUCGGACUCGGAGUGGGGCUGCCACACGAGGAGGAAAGCACACGUGGAUCUAGUUUGAACUGCUGCUCUUUUUGUUUGAAGCCGUUAUGUAUUGUACGACACCAGGGUACCCCCAGGUAUCCUGAGGUUGCGUUCGGCGUUUUCGGACCUGUGUUUGAUGUCAUGUUGGCAGUACGGUGUGAAAGGUGCAAGCGGGCCUUGAACCUCCCCACAGUUCAGUGUUUUAGCGUCUGGAAGGUUGAGGAAGUUCAGUAUGUUCAGUGUCGGGCUUGUAUUUUUGUUUUAAAACGCUGCUUUUGUGCCUCACCAGGGACACAAUGUGACACCUAAUCUAUCAAGUAGGGAUGGGCGUGGUAAUUGAUUGCUGAUUCAUCCAAUCAAUUAAGGCAAAGUGGAGUGCAGUACUCGGGCGCAACCAGCAGAGGCGCUGUUUGGAAUCAGUCGCAACUCGGAAAGUCAAAAAUUAGAGAUGUCCGAUAAAUGCUUUAAAAUGUAAUAUCGGAAAUUAUCGGUAUCGUUUUUUUUAUUAUCGGUAUCGUUUUUUGUUGUUUUUAUUAAAUCAACAUAAAAAACACAAGAUACACUUACAAUUAGUACACCAACCCAAAAAACCUCCCUCCCCCAUUCACACUCAUUCACACUCAUUCACACAAAAGGGUUGUUUCUUUCUGUUAUUAAUAUAAUGGUUCCUACAUUAUAUAUCAAUACAUAACAAUACAGUCUGCAAGGGAUACAGUCCGUAAGCACACAUGAUUGUGCAUGCUGCUGGUAUCAGAAUAUCGGAUAUCGACAAAAAGCCAUUAUCGGACAUCCCUAAAAAAAAUGAAAUAGUUGAAUUACCCUCAGCUCAAAGCCCAUCCCUCAGAUAUGAAGAUUGUAGGGUCAAAUGAAGGAUUCUAGCACACAAAUAUCUACUAUAUGUUUUUUUAUCGAUACGACACCAUUACAAUUUUUGUCAAGUGCAGCUUCUGUAGCGUCCUCUCACACAGACCCUGUAAAACAGACGCCUCAGAGCCGUGGCAGCCAUCACAGUAGCCGAAAGACAUCUCGUUCACAGAUUCUGUGAAAUAGCCGCAUCAGAGGUGUGCCUUUCACACAGAUUCUGUGAAAUAGCCGCAUCAGAGUUGUGCCUUUCACACAGAUUCUGGGAAAUAGAUGCAUCAGAGUUGUGCCUUUCACACAGAUUCUGGGAAAUAGCUGCAUCAGAGUUGUGCCUUUCACACAGAUUCUAUAAAAAAAAGCUGCAUCAGAGUUGUGCCUUUCACACAGAUUCUGUAAAAAAGCCGCAUCAAAGUUGUGCCUUUCACACAGAUUCUGUGAAAUAGCCGCAUCAGAGGUUUGCCUUUCACACAGAUUCUGUAAAAAAGCCGCAUCAGAGUUGUGCUUUUCACACAGAUUCUGUAAAAUAGCCGCAUCAGAUUUAUGCCUUUCACACAGAUUCUGUGAAAUAGCCGCAUCAGAGUUGUGCCUUUCACACAGAUUCUGUGAAAUAGCCGCAUCAGAGUUGUGCCUUUCACACAGAUUCUGUGUAAUAGCCGCAUCGGAGUUGUGCCUUUCACACAGAUUCUGUGUAAUAGCCGCAUCAGAUGUGUGCCUUUCACACAGAUUCUGUAAAAUAGCCGCAUCAGCGUUGUGCCUUUCACACAGAUUCUGUAAAAAAGCCGCAUCAAAGUUGUGCCUUUCACACAGAUUCUGUGAAAUAGCCGCAUCAGAGGUGUGCCUUUCACACAGAUUCUGUUAAAAGCCGCAUCAGAGUUGUGCCUUUCACACAGAUUAUGUGAAAUAGCUGCAUCAGAGUUGUGCCUUUCACAUAGAUUCCGUAAAACAGCCGCAUCGGAGUUGUACCUUUCACACAGAUUCUGUAAAAUAGAAAGCCGUGGCAGUCGAUGCCUUUCACACAGAACACAACAAAGAGGCUUUUUGAAGCAACCCUACAUUUAUCACACAGCAAAAGCGCAGCAGCGUCAACAGGACAGGAAAAGAAUUACGAUGUGCACAGGUGCUGUCCUGCCUCUGUUAGGGCUCUUCUACUACUUUUGAAUGCAGAGCUCUUGCAAAAUUGACCAAUCAAAGCUGUAAGAGAAAGUAUCCUGCCUCUCGUGAGAUGCUGCAAAAUACUUGUUGUACAGCAACAAUUCCUUUUAACACAACAAGGGCGGGAGAUGUGAAUGUCCAGCCAUUGCGGCAUACACUAUUUACACCGGUCUUCUGUUACGUACCUCUGAUAUUGGAAUGAUGGUUGAGCGACUUAGUCCUUCAGUUCCGUGACGUAUAUGCAGAACAGCGGUCUGGAAAAAAGACAAGCUUUUACAAGCUGUGUGAAAGGGUCUUCUGCGAAAUGGGUGCAUUAGAGCCGUAACAGUCUGGCAUUUGCUUUUUACCUGUGCGCUUUCACGUUGCGACAAGACGAUCAGAUUACGGAAUAUAUAAAAUAACAAAGUGUCUCGCUAGUCGGGCACCCGCUAUAUAAACAAGUCUUUUCCCGGCUUUGUUCCUGCUCUGUUACUACUACUCUCAAAGUCAACCUGCGAAAAGGUACAUGCCAACUUUAUAAAAGGGGCCGUAGAGAUCCUAGAAAAUCAGAGCCGUAACAGAAGCUCAGGAAUUUACUUUCUACGUAGAACCUGGCGAAACCAGACAUGUUUUCUUUUCACACAGCAACAUGUCUUUGUGCAGUGACAAUUGCUUUCAAAACAGCAGUGAGCGAGUUGCAGGAACUAAACAUCUCACCUGUGUCCAGCAACAGGCAUCAUCCUGGAUUUGUUACGGCUCUGAAUCGAGUGUUGGUGCCUUUUAUACAGAACAGCAACCCGCAAAAAGGCAGAAAGAUGGCGGCUUUUCCAGGCUGUGUGAAAGAGGCUGUAGAGAUCCUGUGAAUUGACACAUCCUAGCUAUAACAAAAUAUUGGGCUUUUGCUUUUUACGCAGAACCCAGCAAAACAAGAUAUUUCCACAUAGUUACAUACACCCCGGUCUCCUUCCUCCUCUGAUACUACUAGUCCAAAGGCAACCCACAAAAAGGCAGUCUGUGUAAAAGGGGUUUUGAAUCGACACAUCAGAGUUAUAACAGAGGAUCUGGCUUUUGCUUUUUACACAAACUCAAGAUAUUUCCGCGACUGUGCGCUUUUCACACAGCAACACACAGUCCCCGUCAUCCUCUCGUUUCUACUACUUCAAAGUCAACCCACAAAAAGGCAGUCUGUGUAAAAGGGGCUGUGAAUCGACACAUCAGAGUUAUAACAGAGGAUCUGGCUUUUGCGUUUUACGCAAAAACAAGAUAUUUCCGCAACACACCCCGGCCCCCGUCAUCCUCUGAUUCUACUACUCCAAAGUCAACCCACAAAACCGCAGAACGAUGGCGGCUUUCACAGUUUGUGUAAAAGGGGCUGUCGAGAUUUGGAAAACUCAGAGGAUCCUGCGCUUUCUUUUUACACAGUUCUAGUUCUAGUGAAUUUACGGUCCAUGUGGUCUCGGUUACGGCUCUGACUCUACGGCACCAAAGCCGGCACUUUUGUAGGGCGACUUUGAGGACCGUUUGUAGAGAAUCGCAAACCGGAAAGAAGCCCAGGCAGAAAGAUGGCGGCUUUUCCAGGCUGUGUGAAAGAGGCUGUAGAGAUCCUGCAAAUUGACACAUCAAUUUUCACGCAGAACCCAGCAAAUCAAGAUAUUUUCACGACCGUGUGGGUGCGCUUUCACAUAAUUGCACACCCCGGCAACCCACAAAAAGGCAGUCUGUGUAAAAGGGGCUGUGAAUCGACACAUAAGAGUUAUAACAGAGGAUCUGGCUUUUGCUUUUUAUGCAAAAACAAGGUAUUUCCACGACUGCGCGCUUUCACACAGCAACACAUCUUCUGAUUCUACAACUCCAAAGUCAACCCACAAAAACGCAGAAUGAUGGCGACUUUCACAGUUUGUGUAAAAGGGGCUGUCGAGAUUUGGAGGAUCCUGCUUUUUUACACAGUUCUAGUCCUAGUGAAUUUACGGUCCAUGUGGUCUCGGUUACGGCUCUGGCCGGCACAUUUGCAGGGCGACUUUGAGGACCGUUUAUAGAGAAUCGCAAACCGGAAAGAAACCCAGGCAGAAAGAUGGCGGCUUUUCCUGGCUGUGUGAAAGAGGCUGUAGAGAUCCUGCAAAUUGACACAUCAAUUUUCACGCAGAACCCAGCAAAUCAAGAUAUUUUCACGACCGUGUGGGUGCGCUUUCACAUAAUUGCACACCCUGGCAACCCACAAAAAGGCAGUCUGUGUAAAAGGGGCUGUGAAUCGACACAUUAGUUAUAACAGAGGAUCUGGCUUUUGCUUUUUACGCAAAAACAAGAUAUUUCCGCGACUGUGCGCUUUCACACAGCAACACAUCUUCUGAUUCUACUACUCCAAAGUCAAGCCACAAAACUGCAGAAAGAUGGCGGUUUUCACAGUUUGUGUAAAAGGGGCUGUCGAGAUUUGGAAAACUCAGAGGAUCCUGCUUUUUUUACACAGUUCUAGUCCUCAUGAAUUUACGGUCCAUGUGGUCUCGGUUACGGCUCUGGCCGGAACAUUUGCAGGGCGACUUUGAGGACCGUUUAUAGAGAAUCGCAAACCGGAAAGAAACCCAGGCAGAAAGAUGGCGGCUUUUCCUGGCUGUGUGAAAGAGGCUGUAGAGAUCCUGCAAAUUAACACAUCAAUUUUCACGCAGAACCCAGCAAAUCAAGAUAUUUCAUGACGGUGUGGGUGCGCUUUCACAUAAUUGCACACCCCGGCAACCCACAAAAAGGCAGUCUGUGUAAAAGGGGCUGUGAAUCGACACAUUAGUUAUAACAGAGGAUCUGGCUUUUUGCUUUUUACGCAAAAACAAGAUAUUUCCGCGACUGUGCGCUUUCACACAGCAACACAUCUUCUGAUUCUACUACUCCAAAGUCAACCCACAAAACUGCAGAACGAUGGCGGCUCUCACAGUUUGUGUAAAAGGGGCCGUCGAGGUUUGGAAAACUCAGAGGAUCCUGCUUUUUUUACACAGUUCUAGUCCUCAUGAAUUUACGGUCCACGUGGUCUCGGUUACGGCUCUGGCCGGAACAUUUGCAGGGCGACUUUGAGGACCGUUUAUAGAGAAUCGCAAACCGGAAAGAAGCCCAGGCAGAAAGAUGGCGGCUUUUCCAGGCUGUGUGAAAGAGGCUGUAGAGAUCCUGCAAAUUAACACAUCAAUUUUCACGCAGAACCCAGCAAAUCAAGAUAUUUUCACGACCGUGUGGGUGCGCUUUCACAUAAUUGCACACCCCGGCAACCCACAAAAAGGCAGUCUGUGUAAAAGGGGCUGUGAAUCGACACAUUAGAGUUUUAACAGAGGAUCUGGCUUUUGCUUUUUACGCAAAAACAAGGUAUUUCUGCGACUGUGCGCUUUCACACAGCAACACAUCUUCUGAUUCUACUACUCCAAAGUCAACCCACAAAACCGAAGAAUGAUGGCGGCUUUCACAGUUUGUGUAAAAGCGGAUGUCGAGAUUUGGAAAACUCAUUUUUACACAGUUCUAGUCCUAGUGAAUUUACGGUCCACGUGGUCUCGGUUACGGCUCUGGCCGGCACAUUUGCAGGGCGACUUUGAGGACCGUUUAUAGAGAAUCGCAAACCGGAAAGACGCCCGCUGUGUGAAAGGGGCUAUGUCGAGUGUGAGGUGACUGUAUUUGUUACUUUGUGUGCGUGCGGAGGUGGCCUGAGUGAAUGCAUCCUUACUGAAAUGUGUGUUUUUUAAUGUCGUGGUCAAGCUGUGAAGUACUACCUCCCUCCAGAUCCAAUCCUCUAUUUCACGUAGCCCGCCUUUUUUAUAGUCUGCUGCACGGCCGUGACAGAUGUCAUGUUGUGUGCAUGGUCUUAAAGCCACACGGGGAGCGUUGUCGCAGACUUUCCUGUUCUCGUACAUUCCUGCCUUACAUGAUUGCAGUGGGUGUGGUCUGACAGACUUUGGCUGCUGGCAGCCGAGGGGAAAAAAAAAAAAAGAAGACAAAAAAAAAAAAAGAUCUUUUUUGAAUUGUAUUUUUAUUCGAGUUGUUGCUCAGCCAAGUUGUAAAUGUAGCACACGUGUUGAAGUUCACUUUGGGCUCACUAAAGGUCAAUUGAAGUCUACUUUGUGUUGUGUUCUUUUCCCCCCCGCUCCCGACUUAAAAAGUCCCAAACGACAAUAAUGUUUACAUCAUACACUGGUACUAUUUAAUCUUAAAGGUAUUGAACGGUCUUAUGAAAGGACGACGAAGAAGUGAAGACGAGUAAAAAAAAAAAAAGAAGGAAUAAUCUCUGCUGUGUUGAAGACAUGCACUGGGAGAGUGUCGUAUGCUGUGUACAGUAUUUAACUAUUCCGUUUGUAGUCUUUUUUUUUUUUUUUGCAAAGAAAUAAACUUUAUUUAUGAAUUCUCUGGCUGUUAAAAUGUGUCAAAAUGAAGUCUGCUCGGCCUGUUUUAUCGCACACACACUCACACACACACACACACACACACACACACACACACACACACACACACACACACACACACACACACACACAUGUCUUGCCUACUUUGUGUGGACCCACGUUUGGUUAGUGGGUUGUGAGGGCCCCCCUUUCCACUAUAGCUAGAAUGAUGAAAAAAUAUACAUCUAGCCCUAGAUGGGAGUAGAGAGUUGCAACCAGGGUUGUCAGAUAAUGGCUUUUUGCCGAUAUCCAAUAUUCCGAUAUUGUCCAACUCUUUAAUUACCGAUACCGAUAUCAACCGAUACCGAUAUCAACCGAUAAAUGCAGUCGUGGAAUUAACACAUUAUUAUGCCUAAUUUGGACAACCAGGUAUGGUGAAGA
Entelurus aequoreus (snake pipefish) is the source of this 8318-nucleotide messenger RNA. RefSeq names its product ERBB receptor feedback inhibitor 1a (gene errfi1a). Gene Ontology annotation, cellular component: extrinsic component of cytoplasmic side of plasma membrane. The transcript is spliced from 4 exons. NCBI's taxonomy places the organism in Eukaryota, Metazoa, Chordata, Actinopteri, Syngnathiformes, Syngnathidae. Gene Ontology annotation, biological process: regulation of keratinocyte differentiation; negative regulation of epidermal growth factor receptor signaling pathway. The record is from RefSeq and is a predicted model, not a curated record. Bases 254 to 1579 code for a protein of 441 amino acids.